GCUGGUAAGCCGGCGGCAAAUCUUGCCGUGUUCCAGGUCCCUUAGCCCGGCAGCAGAGCCUCCCGCAUCUCCUGUCUGUCCCGAGGCGGUGCGAGAGGAGAUCCGCGACUUCCCCGCCCGCCGCGGCUGCUGCUGCUGCUGCUUCCCGCGGGGCCCCCCCGCCUCCCGCGGGGCGCGGAGGCCAUGUUCCCGCCCGACUCCACCUGGAAUAUCUCCUUCGCCGGCUGCGGCUUCCUAGGGGUGUACCACAUCGGGGUGGCCAGCUGCCUGCAGGAACAUGCCCCUUUCCUCGUCGCCAACGCCAAGAAGGUGUACGGCGCCUCGGCCGGGGCGCUCACCGCCACCGCCCUCGUCAGCGGCGCCUGCCUCGGUGAAGCUGGUGCCAGCAUUAUCCGGGUGUCAAAAGAAGCCCGGAAGAGGUUCUUGGGCCCACUGCACCCCUCUUUCAACUUGGUGAAGACCAUUCGGAUCUGUCUGUCCAAGACCGUGCCAGAGAAUGGGCAUGAGGUUGCAGCAGGACGUUUGGGUAUUUCCCUGACACGGGUCUCCGAUGGAGAAAAUGUGAUACUUUCAGAUUUCAAUUCCAAGGAGGAACUGAUCCAGGCCUGUGUCUGCAGCACCUUUAUCCCCGUCUACUGUGGGCUGAUACCUCCAACUUUGCGUGGAGUGAGAUACGUUGAUGGAGGGAUUUCUGACAAUUUGCCACAAUAUGAGCUGAAGAACACAAUCACAGUGUCUCCAUUCUCGGGAGAGAGUGAUAUAUGUCCACGGGACAGUUCCACAAACAUGCAUGAGCUGAGAGUCACCAAUACAAGCAUCCAGUUCAACCUUCGCAACCUCUACCGCCUCUCAAAGGCCUUGUUUCCUCCAGAGCCACAGGUGCUGCGGGAUAUGUGCAAGCAGGGCUAUCGGGAUGCACUGCACUUCCUGAAGAAGAAUGGUCUCCUUCAUCGUCCAAGUCCUGCCCGUCCUCUCCUUGCCAUAGAAGCUCCCCCAGGAGAGAAGAAAGAGGAAGAAACAGAAGCUGAGGACCAACUAGAGGAAAAUACUGCCCUUGCUGUUGUUGAAGAACACAUCUUUGAACACUUGCCUCCCAGACUGAACCAAGCUCUUCUGGAGGCUUGUGCUGAAAGAAGAAGUUUCUUGACUGGCCUCACCAACAUGCUGCCUGUACGUGUGGCCACGGCGAUGAUGGUGCCCUAUAUGCUGCCUCUGGAGUCUGCGGUUUCCUUCACUGUCAGGCUGCUAGAAUGGCUCCCAGAUAUUCCUGAGGAUAUUAGAUGGAUGAGAGAGCAGAUGAUUGAAAUCUGCAACUACUUCGUGAAGAAAGCCAAGAAGAAACUGGGCAGCCAUCUUUCAGCCAGGCUUUACUAUCACCUCGAGCUUGGAGGGCCCCAGAGCCUGCCAAUUCCUUCCUCGCCACCUUGUGGUGAAGCACUGCCCGUGUGGAUGAGAAGCACUCGUUCCGUGUCUGAUGUCAUGAUGAAGUGGGAGGAGUACCAGCGCCAGCUCAUGCUGGGCUUACUCUGCAUCAAUGUGGACAUGCAGGCCUCCCUCUUCCCUCGGGAAGGGUUGCAGAUCAAGCUUCCACCUCUAGACUGUGCGAAAGAGUGCCUGCCACUCUUCUGAUCCUGCUGCCAUGAGGGGAUGAGGGUGGGUGGGAAGGGGAGCGUACACUGGGUGGGACCAGUCUCAUCCCUCAGCAGCAGGCUGCCCUGUGCUUCUGAAUAUGCUGCAAAGGGGAUUUCCCCAGGAUAGAGACUGGUGGAAUCGACUGUAGCCAUUUGUUGCCCGCUGGGCCAGGCAAGGGAUCUCUGUGUUCAAAGGCACACACAGGCUGAUACCUUGUUCUAGACUUGCAUUGAGGCCUGGCCAUUGCCCGUGGCCAGGCUGAUGCUGACUCAGCUGGGCUCUCCCAAAUAGUGCACUUUGAAUUGCCGUUGGCUUUUUACUGCAAAAUAAUCAGGAUGUAGAUGACGCUUUCAAGUUCAUACAGCUUUUAGCUUCCUUUGUUUUUCAGAGCAUGUGUCUCGGUUCUUUUCCUUAAAUCAUCUGGCAUCCCUUAGCUCUUUGUGCUACUGAAAGAUGAAGUAGCCUCUUGCCAAACCAAUUUUUCUUGUGGCUUCCAAAUCUCCUCUUCAGUUUCUUCUUUGCUGAACCAUGUCCCUCUCUCUCCUAACUGCAUCCACACUGGAAGCCAGAGCUGGCCCUGCUGCAGACUGCACUGGAACUGGAAAAGUGUAGAAAAGCUAUGUAUUUUCCAUGAUUCAUGUUGUAAUGGUCUCUCCCUUUUUGACUUUUGUACUCAAGGAACUGCUGCAACUUGAACUCUGAGUGUUAAGUAAGUCACCGAGCUUAUUUAAAGAAGUAAUUGACAGAUUUUUUUUUUCCCCAGGGAAACAUGUUAAAUUUGAGGCUCCAUUCCUGUCAGUGUGAAUGGAAUUAGUGUGGGUUUGCCCUGGAAAAGCUUAGCCUGACUAUCUCAGGAUUAGUUUAGCAGCUGAAGCAAUGUGAAGUGCUUGUAGGAAGGUGAGAUUGUGCAGGGCAUGUUAUUUUUGAGAGGCUUCUGGUGGAGUAUCACAGCAAGUGCUGGGGAAGUGACUGCCUCUGAUAGGGGUUGGUUGAGCUUUGCUCCUUAAGGGACUGUACAACUGAGGGAAAUUCCAAGUGGGUGAUACAGAAUGGAUCUCGCCAAACCGAGGCUUCUAUCUGUCUUUUGCUCAAGAAUUUUUGGUUGUUGAGGCUUUGAAGUGAGAAAGAUUUAGGCUUGUAGCUACACUAGCCUCACAGCUUGCUCGUCUUGUGUUGUGGCUCACAGGUACAGCUCUGCAGCUGGCAAUAGCAGGAGCACAGAAGUGAAGUGACGGGACUGUUGAUGCACAUGCAGCCCACUUGGAACUGGCUACUCCUUGUCUUGCCCCUUAAAAGACCAGUGCUAGUGGGUCUGUAGCAGGGCAGGACUGUGCCUUGGAAGGCACUGCCUUCUCAGCGGUGGUCUGGUCGUGACUUGCUGUGUAGAAGUAUGAACUUCCCUGUUCUUUACAGGGUGAGACAUGGCUUCCUGCAGGGAUUGCAUGUAUUUAAGCUUAAGUCUUCGCACUGUGACACAAACCCAGCUCCUGGUAUUUCUUUCUGCAGCUUGUCCAGCUACAUGAGGCAUCUUCUACCUCUCCCAGCAGAAAGUGUGCAACUGGCCAAAGCAAACAUAUGCUGUCUUUGCUGGGGAGCAGGACAGGAUAUCUGAAGUUGAUUACAUAGCCUAUGCCUGGAAUAGUGAUUUAUAAUUUAUAGACUCUGUUUUGCACCUUAGAUUUAGAAAGGGAGAAUAACACGAGAAGCUCCACUAACAGCUGGAGAAAGUAGCAAAUCUGCUCCAUCGUGUCUGCAUGAGCAGUGUGGGUGAGGUGGUGGGUGCUGUUUCCUAUCAGCACAAUUGUGCACUGGGCAUGGUUUUGGUGUUUGCGUGGAGAUUCUGAUAGGCAUUGAGACUUUUCAGUAGUGGCUGUUCCAAGCUGGGAGGCAAUGGAGUGGGCAGCUGUGGUGCUGCCCAGGAGAUGCCAGUGCAAGUAUGAAUUUGUGACUUAGAUUAUUACCCCAACUGCCCUUUCUGGAUGUAACCUACCUAUGUAACACAAGGGCCUGCAUAGCCUAUAAAGUGGGCCUGCACUUAUGCAGUCAGAUUUAGUCUUAAGCUUUGCAUAGUUAAGUCAAUUAGGGAACAGGGAAGUUGCAACAGGAAGAGGAAAAAAUUGGAGGAUUCUGAAAUCAGAAUAGGAAUAUUGGAUUACAAAACAAGUAAAUCUUGUAAUUGUCUAAAGCCUGCAGAAAAAACUUACUGCUAGAUCUAUGUAACUAAUGGAAGUGAACCAGCAACAAGCUACUUACACUUAGUGGGAGCAGGAUGAAUUUGAUGAAAAUGGGAAUUGAGAAAAGGUGUUCAUUUUGUGGUGGGAUUCCUUUUCUUCCACUGUUUUGGACUGUCUUUGGGGGAAUGGCUGCACAGCGGCUUACUUUGCCAAAGGCAUAUCUCUUGUCCCUAAUGCAUACAGAGCAAUUGGCAAGAACAUAUGGAUAUUUAGUGGCAAGAAAUUAAGGCAUUUUAUCUGAAGCAAAACAUCUGAGAGGGACAAAGCUGCAUAAGGAAAAUCCUGUGUUUAUAAGCUGCUGUCCUUUUGACUUUGCCUUUUUUGUGUUAAUAUAUGGGUGGAGAAAAUGAUGCAACUUAUUUUUUUUAUCCCUUCUUCCUGGACUGGUAAAACCACUGAGUGAUUAUGUAAACCACUAAACUAUGAAACAAAAUACUCUUGGCAACAGAGUGUGCUAAGAAGUUGCAGCUUGGCACCCUUAUCCCCUGGAUUUCCUCUGUUUGCCUUUUGCAUCAGAACUGACUGGUCUGGUGCCGACUGGGCUGAUGCCACUUCUUCCAGUGCUUUGACCCAGAAGGCUUGCAGGUUCUGGUUCAUGUAUUUCAAGACACUAAAAAGGCCUGAGUUUUGUUUUGUGUUUCACCUCAUCUGGAGUUUAGUUUAUGAUACUAACUUCUGAAAGAGAAACUUUUAUACACUUCAAACUGUAACCACAAACCAAAGCCUGACUUUAAAUAUAAAGGUCUAACUUUCACAAGGAAAUUCCUGUUUUUCCUAUGCUAAUUUGCAGGGUGUGAACGGAUACUGGGAAAGCACCACUCUGUAUUAACCCUUUCUUUGCCUGUUUUUGUUGCCCAAGUGAUAAAAUGGCUGUCGUGCGAUAGCUUGUUGGCUCUGAUAAAGGAACUGCAGGCCUGUAAAAAAUACCUCAAACUACCCUCAUCUUUCUUUUGAGAAGUUUCACCCAUUUGCUUGAAAUUCUUGCUGCUUGUUCAUCACAGAUGAAGGAAGUAGGGAAGAUCACCUUGUCCACUGAUACAGAAAAAGAAUUGUAGCAGCUUUUGAAGAAAUAGUUUUUUGUUAUGCAGUACUGCCUUAUCUAGAUGAGACCUCACUCCUUUUGAAAUCUCUGGAAACCUUGUGGUAGAGUCUGGAUUAGAUAUGGAGGUGUUUAUUGUGAUAAUGCUAACUGAAAAUUCUUCAAAACUUUGUUCUAUGUGUACCUCAUGGCGUGCAAAGUUGUCUUCUGGGCAGACACUGCUGAUUAACCUACACUUGCCAAGUUCACAGGAACAAGGUCAUCUGUAGCAGUCAGUCCCUUCUUCAGCAAAAUGUGUGGCUGGGCAGCUGAUCAGGGGGUUGCCAGGGCCUAUCUGCUCUCCGGUGUAUGGUGGGAGAGAGGUUAGGUUUCUGUUCAUGCAGCCCAUGUCCAAUUAUCCUUAUAGCAUUCACUGGACUCCUGCAGGAGUCCCAACCCUUGCUGUUUCCACUGUUUCACAUAAAGGGUCUGUGCAUUCAGGAAUCCACUUUUUUUUUUUCUCUUUCCUGUGUUAUUACUUGCUGUUUUUAACAAGGCUAAUGGUGAACUUCUUGUGCAUCUAACUAGCCCCUAACCUGCACAACACUGUAGAGUUGUUUUGUGUACAACAGUCCAUACCUAUGACAUGCUCUGUAACCCAAAAUUAGUGUGUAGGAUGUUGGGUUUGGUUUGCUGCCUGCCCUACUGCUAAUACUGUUAACAAGCUGAUUUUUCAAGGGAUAGGAGAAAAUACUGACCACCAUGUAUAGCACCUAGAAUAGUUUUCUCGUGGUUUCUUGGAGGGCUGUGUACCUGCAACACUCAGACCAGAGAAUAAAAGAGAAUCUGCUGUCUGACAGCACUGGGGUGUUCCUAGUACUUGUAUAUUUCCCAGUGGUUUUGUUCAUUUUUAAAAAUUAAUCUAGUAAUUCACUCCUUUCUUUGAGAGAAGAGCUCUCACUUUUGCCAAAGUGGUUUGGGAGAAAUACCUGAAACUGUAUGUGUUUUUUCCCUUAAGGGUCCAUUUCUGCUAAACGUGCUAGAUGUGGAGGGUGGCAGGGCUGUGCGUUGCCAAAGUGAGAGGACCUUCCCAACAGUUUUCUCAAGCUUAGUUUCUGUCUUCCCCUUAAAUCAAAGAGAGAAUGGACCACCUCACCUGGCUGCCAUGUCAGCCAGCUUGUUUGUGCCAAACACACCCUGUGCCUUUACAGUGGGCUCUGGCCUGCCUGCCCUCUGUGCCCCUGCAGUGUCUGCCUUUCUGAGUGCAGCAGUACUUACUCCCCUCUGCUCUGCCUCCUUCCCCUUGCCUACUGGUGGGACGUUGCUCCACUUCCACGCUGCAGGCAGCUCUACUAGGACAGCCUCCAACUGCGUCCAUCUCACUCUGUGGAUCCACAUCAGCCCUCCUGCACAGGGUGAGGAGGAGACCUCUAGUUCCAAAUAGAAGACUUGGAAAUGUAACCUUGAAAUAAAUUCCUGUUUCUUCUGGGGUUUUCUCUUGCUCUUGAAAACAGCAUCUAAAACAGCUGUUUGAGCUAAAUGUGUCCUGGGGCUCCACUGCUGCAACUGAGUUUCAGAAGACCCUUAAGCACACAAUACACGUGGAGAUCCUGUGGAAAUUACUGAUGUCAGAGCAGCAACCAGACCAGCAAUAGCAUACACAAGUCACGUAUUUAUACACAGCAAUGUCACUAAGUAGUGUUCACAGUCACUUUAAAAGUUCAGUAUUAAAUUGUUGAUGCUUUUUUUUCUCUCCUGUUUCUAUUUUCUAAUGUUUUGCUGAAGAAAAUGUAACUAUUUAUUUUGGCAGAAAUAUAUCUUCUAAUAAAAACUUUCUCAAUAUAUUUACCUGGCUGUGGUAGGUUGUCUUGCUAUUUAAAGGUUUAUUAAAUACUUUUUGAAUGCACUGUA
This is a messenger RNA of Neopelma chrysocephalum (saffron-crested tyrant-manakin), 6795 nucleotides long. RefSeq names its product patatin like phospholipase domain containing 2 (gene PNPLA2). The transcript has 9 exons. Gene Ontology annotation, biological process: triglyceride catabolic process; lipid homeostasis; positive regulation of triglyceride catabolic process. Bases 184 to 1629 code for a protein of 481 amino acids. Gene Ontology annotation, cellular component: membrane; lipid droplet; cytoplasm. The record is from RefSeq and is a predicted model, not a curated record. NCBI's taxonomy places the organism in Eukaryota, Metazoa, Chordata, Aves, Passeriformes, Pipridae. Gene Ontology annotation, molecular function: triacylglycerol lipase activity.